Molecule: messenger RNA, 600 nt
Organism: Arabidopsis thaliana (thale cress)
Lineage: Eukaryota; Viridiplantae; Streptophyta; Magnoliopsida; Brassicales; Brassicaceae
Product: RING/U-box superfamily protein
Exons: 1
Coding region: 36-578 (180 amino acids)
Molecular function (GO): ubiquitin protein ligase activity
Source: RefSeq, marked reviewed
CUUCUAAAUUUCCUCAACCACCAACCACCUUCUCAAUGUCGUCCUCCUCUACCCAAAACCAAUUGGAGAUGCGGGAUUACACGUGUCCGGAAUGUAACAUAGGUCUUAGGGUUCUCUCAUUGCCUUCCGCUUCUCCUCCAUACUGUCCUCUAUGCAAUGUCGCUUCUUACUUCACUUCUUCGACCCCUUUUGAAGUAGGUCCUAAUCCUUUCGAAGACGAUGAGGAAUCUCAGUUUCUCGAUCCCAUGGAAUCUCUUCCGACCAUUAAGAUCUCAUCUUCAAUGUUGUCUUCCGCUUCCUCAGACGAUUCUGCUUUACCAUGUGCCAUUUGCAGAGAAGAUUUCGUGGUUGGAGAAUCUGCUAGGAGAUUGCCAUGCAACCAUUUAUACCAUAAUGAUUGCAUUAUUCCUUGGCUCACAAGUCAUAACUCGUGCCCUCUCUGUCGAGUUGAGCUCCCGGUUGCAUCUAGUGAAGACGAUAGUGGUCUGGACAUGUGGUUUGAUGCUUUGAACCUAGAGGACGACUUGGAGGAAGAAGCGGGAGUCACGCUCGAUUUGGAGCAAAGUUUAGACGGCUAAAAUUCUAGCUAUAGGGUCCAUC